AUGGGAAAAUCAAAGGUGAAUGUUGAAACGAAUCUUCAAGAUAAUUUGACAUAUAUUAAACCUGAAAAUGUAUCUCCUCCAAUAGAUACAUCUAAAUGGCCUUUAUUGUUAAAAAAUUAUUCAAAUUUAAAUGUACGAACUGGUCAUUAUACACCAUUACCAUUUGGUAGUUCUCCAUUAAAUAGAAAUUUAAGUGACUAUUUAAGUUAUGGUGUAAUAAAUUUGGAUAAACCUGCAAAUCCUUCAUCCCAUGAGGUUGUAGCAUGGAUAAAAAAAAUUCUUCGCUGUGAAAAAACAGGUCAUAGUGGUACAUUAGACCCAAAAGUUACAGGUUGUUUAUUAGUAUGUUUGAAUAGAGCUACAAGACUUGUUAAAUCACAGCAAAGUGCUGGUAAAGAAUAUGUUUGUAUAGCUCGAUUUCAUGCAAAACCAGUAAGUAAAUUUGCGGUGGCACGUUCUUUAGAGACCUUAACUGGUGCGUUAUUUCAGAGACCACCAGUUAUAGCUGCUGUAAAGCGUCAGUUACGAGUACGUUCUAUAUAUGAAACUAAAUUAUUAGAUUAUGAUGAAAAAAGAAAUUUAGCUGUAUUUUGGGCAAAAUGCGAAGCUGGAACAUAUAUUAGAACAAUGUGUGUACAUAUGGGAUUAUUAUUAGGAGUUGGAGCUCAUAUGCAAGAAUUACGUCGUGUAAGAAGUGGUUGUUUAUCAGAGAAUGAUAAUAUGGUUACAAUGCAUGAUGUUCUUGAUGCUCAAUAUGUACUUGAUAAUCUUAAAGAUGAAUCAUAUAUGAGAAGAGUAGUAUCUCCUUUAGAAAUCUUAUUAACAGAUUUACCAAGAGUAGUAGUUAAAGAUUCAUGUGUUAAUGCAAUAUGUUAUGGUGCUAAGUUAAUGAUACCAGGUGUAUUAAGAUUUGAUUCAAAUAUAGAUGUAGAUACAGAAAUUGUAAUGAUGACAACUAAAGGAGAAGCUAUUGCUAUAGGUAUAGCUCAAAUGACUACAGCUGUUAUUGCAACAGUAGAUCAUGGUGUUGUUGCAGUAAUAAAAAGAGUAAUAAUGGAAAGAGAUACAUAUGAUUUACGUUGGGGAUAUGGACCUAGAGCUUCUGAGAAGAAGAAACUUAUUCUUGGAGGGAAAUUAGAUAAAUAUGGAAAACCAAAUGAACAAACCCCAAAGUCUUGGUUAAAUUCUGAGGGUUAUUUACCUCAAUUAAUUGGUGAUAAACCACAAGAAAAAUCUAAGGAACUGAAUAAAAUUAGUGAGGAAGUAGAGACUAAAACUAAAGAUAAAUCAGAGAAAAAGAGGAAGAAUCAACAGGAAGAAUUAAAUGAAGAUAUAGAGAGCCAUUUAAAAGACAAAGAAGAUAAGAAGAAGAAAAAGAAACAUUCAUAA
Messenger RNA from Cryptosporidium muris RN66, 1389 nucleotides. RefSeq names its product H/ACA ribonucleoprotein complex subunit 4, putative. Gene Ontology annotation, molecular function: pseudouridine synthase activity; RNA binding. The transcript has a single exon. The record is from RefSeq and is a predicted model, not a curated record. NCBI's taxonomy places the organism in Eukaryota, Apicomplexa, Conoidasida, Eucoccidiorida, Cryptosporidiidae. Bases 1 to 1389 code for a protein of 462 amino acids. Gene Ontology annotation, biological process: rRNA pseudouridine synthesis; snRNA pseudouridine synthesis; box H/ACA sno(s)RNA 3'-end processing. Gene Ontology annotation, cellular component: box H/ACA snoRNP complex.